Messenger RNA from Aureococcus anophagefferens, 1470 nucleotides. RefSeq lists its product as hypothetical. Gene Ontology annotation, molecular function: oxidoreductase activity. The record is from RefSeq and is a predicted model, not a curated record. The transcript has a single exon. NCBI's taxonomy places the organism in Eukaryota, Pelagophyceae, Pelagomonadales, Pelagomonadaceae. The coding region runs from base 1 to 1470 and encodes 489 amino acids.
AUGUCCAAGUGGGUCCGGCGCGAGAUCCGCGAUCUGAGCGCCCACGACCGCGAGCGCUUCCUCAACGCGCUCCACACGCUCUGGUUCACGGACACGGCGACGGGCCAGCUCGCGUUCAACUCGACGAAGUACAAGGGCGCGGAGUACUUCAUCCGCAAGCACCUCUACGGCGCGGCGUCGACGGAGUGCGACCACUGGCACGACAACGCGGGCCUCAUGACGCACCACAUGGCCUUUACUUUAGAAUUAGAACAGUCGCUCCAGGCCAUCAACGCCGACAUCUCCGUGCCCUACUGGGAGUACAGUUUGGACGCGCAGAUCUACGGCACGUCGUGGCAGGACAGCUUCAUCUUCGGCGAGGGCUACUUCGGCGAGGCGUCGCCGACGAACGUGGAGCACACGGUGGCCACGGGCCGCUGGGCCUACACGCCCAUCAUGGCCAACGCGCGCGAGUACUCGAACAUCACGAACCAGUGGGGUUUGCUGCGGAGCCCCUGGAACCAGGACCCCGUGCCCUACGUCCAGCGCCACAAGAAGAUUUUGGGGGACGGCAACUACCAGCCGACCUUCCCGGGCUGCUCCGACUUCGACGAGGCCUUCACGACGACGUCCUUCAGCACGAUCACGCCGUACCUCAACGGGCUCACGCACGGGCCCGUGCACCUCAUGAUCGGCGGCCAGUGGCACCAGAACUCGUCGGGCGCCGAGCGCUUCUGGGCCAACGAGGAGUCGAACUUCCUAUUGAUGUCCAAGGUGCUCUGGCGCCACGGCUUUGUGCGCUGCGACGACACGUGUACGGAGGGCGAGACGGAUCUCAAGGACUGCACGUGCACGUGCCCGGCGGAGUACCUCGAGCGCUUCACGCCCUACGAGAUCCUGACGACGGAGACGGGCAUCCUCCACUGGCUGUCGUCCUAUUCGCUCGGCAAGGUCUACUACGACGCGGCGGACGAGCUCUACCACAUCGCGGGCUACACCAAGGAGCAGGAGAUGAAGGCCUGGGGCGCGGUCUACGAGGCCAUGUGCGACCCGGGCUGGACGGGCGAGAUGUUCACGUCCGGCGCGCCCGCGGACCCCGUCUUCUUCGUCAUCCACACGACGGCGGAGCGGUUCCUGUGGACGCGGAUCCUCAAUUCCCUGGAGUCCCCGGAGAAGUGGCCCUUCGACCAGACCUGGGGCUACGACCACGACGUCUCGACGCCGUCGGACUACGGCGAGGUCUGCCACUGGGAGGGCGUCGAGGGCACGCUCAAGCUGCCGACGUGCAAUAAGGCGACGUGCGCGGGCCACGACGAGAACGACGUGCUGCCCUUCGGCGACUUCAUCUCCGGCGAGGACGACGCCUGGCCCUACUACACGAACAAGAAGUUCUGGAAGAUGAUGCAGCCCACGUCCGAGAAGCUCCCCUACACCUACGACACGUUCUCCUACCCCUGGUGCUCCGACCUCGGCUACGACUGGUCGGCCUAG